Messenger RNA from Corylus avellana, 1765 nucleotides. RefSeq names its product protein REDUCED WALL ACETYLATION 2-like. Gene Ontology annotation, molecular function: acetyltransferase activity. Gene Ontology annotation, biological process: xyloglucan metabolic process; plant-type secondary cell wall biogenesis; xylan biosynthetic process. Gene Ontology annotation, cellular component: Golgi apparatus. The record is from RefSeq and is a predicted model, not a curated record. NCBI's taxonomy places the organism in Eukaryota, Viridiplantae, Streptophyta, Magnoliopsida, Fagales, Betulaceae.
AAAUCAUGGAAAACCCAUAUAAAUAUACUUCCCAAACAGAACAUACAUGCUGUAGCAGAAAUUAAGGAAGGAGAAAGUUCUUGGGUUCAAUCCCUUUGAAUUUUGCUCCAACUGAGGCUUUCCAUUGACAAUGGUGAUCUCAGGUCCGAUCACUCCUGGACAGGUGUCGUUUUUGCUUGGAAUCAUACCCAUAAUUGCAGCUUGGAUCUAUUCUGAGUUCUUGAACUACAAACAUCCAAUCUCUGCUAAAGUGCACUCAGAUGAGAAAAUUAUUGAAGUGGAAAAGGGCAUAGCUAAGGAAGAUGAUACAGCUGCUUUCUUAGUUGGUGGAGGUCCCCAAACUGCUAAAUCUCGAACUUUGUCUGCUACAAAUCCUAUUAUCAGGUUCCUCUUGAUCGACGAGUCUUUCUUGAUCGAAAACCGGUUGAUUCUUAGAGCUAUAUCUGAAUUUGGUUUCCUCAUGGGAUAUUUUUUCUUGUGUGACCGUACGGAUUUAUUUGCAUCAGAAACAAAGGUUUACAAUCGGGAUCUCUUCUUGUUCCUUUACUUCCUUCUCAUCAUAGUUUGGGGAAUCCCUUCUUUGAAGAUGCAUCAUGAUAAGUCACCAAUGUCAGGAAAAACCACACUUUAUUUAAAUAGGCAUCAAACUGAAGAGUGGAAAGGUUGGAUGCAGAUACUUUUCCUGAUGUACCAUUACUUUGCUGCGACAGAAAUCUAUAAUUAUGUACGAGUAUGCCUUGCAGCAUAUGUGUUCAUGACUGGAUUUGGGAACUUCACAUAUUUUUAUGUCUUCAAAGAUUUCAGCCUUACAAGAUUUGCAAAGAUGAUGUGGAGGCUUAAUUUCUUGGUGUUUUUCUCCUGCAUUGUCCUUAACAACAGUUAUAUGGUGUACUACAUUUGCCCCAUGCACACUUUUUUCACUCUCAUCAUUUAUGGGGUGCUUGGUUUCAUGAACAAGUAUAAUGAGAAAAGGUCUGUCAUACCUGUUAAAAUCAUUGCCUGCUUCCUGCUGGUCAUCAUAGGAUGGGAAGUCCCUGGAGUUUUUGAUUUGGUUUGGACCCCAUUCAUAUUCUUCCUUGGUUACACUGACCCAAAUCCCGCCAGAUCAAAUCGGCCACGCAUGCAUGAGUGGCAUUUCCGAUCAGGCCUUGAUCGCUACGUAUGGAUAAUCGGGAUGAUAUAUGCGUACUAUCAUCCGACUGUUGAAAGGUGGAUGGAGAAGCUUGAAGAAACAGAAACAAAACGCAGAAGAUCAAUAAAAGUGGCUGUUGUGCUGACAUCUUCAAUGGUGGGAUAUGUCUGGUUCAAUGCUAUAUACAAGCUAGACAAGAUUACUUACAACAAAUACCAUCCAUACACAUCAUGGAUUCCAAUAACUGCCUACAUAUGCGUGCGGAAUGUCACCCCGAGUUUACGUAAAUACAGUUUGACCUUUUUUGCAUGGCUUGGGAAGAUAACUCUAGAGACCUACAUCUCACAGAUCCAUAUCUGGUUAAGAUCAGCUAUUCCAGAUGCUCAGCCAAGAAUGUUGCUUGCUCUGAUCCCAGGCUAUCCCUUGUUGAAUUUUAUGCUCACUACUGCCAUAUACAUUGCAAUUUCUUUCAGACUCUUUGAACUGACAAACUCAUUGAAAAUGGUGUUUGUGCCUAAAGACAAUAAGCGGCUUUUCUACAACAUUGUUACAGCAGUAGCAGUGUCAAGUGUUUUAUAUUCCAUGUCUUCUGUACUGCUAAAAAUGCCUCCAAUGAUGCUGGUAAAUAAAUAG